Molecule: messenger RNA, 3621 nt
Organism: Xenopus laevis (African clawed frog)
Lineage: Eukaryota; Metazoa; Chordata; Amphibia; Anura; Pipidae
Gene: faf1.L
Product: Fas (TNFRSF6) associated factor 1 L homeolog
Exons: 18
Coding region: 74-1972 (632 amino acids)
Biological process (GO): ERAD pathway
Cellular component (GO): nucleus; endoplasmic reticulum
Molecular function (GO): NF-kappaB binding; ubiquitin binding
Source: RefSeq, a predicted model, not a curated record
CUUUGUGUCACAAGCAUGCCCUCAACUCAAGCCUUCUGCACUGUUUAAUACUUUGACAAGAUGCGGUCACUAUAUGAAUACAGUCAUACAUUUGAGUUAUCAACUACAGCAGAUACAGGCAGCAAUAAAUGGUGUUAUACCACAGGAAAAUGGUAUAUUACAGAGUGAAUUCAGCAGUGAUUCCUUGCCAAAUCCAAUAUUUAGUACUGCUGCCCAAACAGCCACCACGGCCGCCUCUACUUCCCCUCCCUCAUCCUCCACUUCAGCUUUUCGUCCUGUGGUUCCCUCACGGCAGAUUGUUGAACGACUGUCACGAAUGCUGAAUUUUAAAGUUGAAUACAGAGACAAAACGGCGGAUGUAGUUCUAGAAGACAGCUGCACUGUAGGAGACAUCAAAAAGAUCCUAGAAAAUGAACUUCAAAUCCCUGCAUCUAAAAUGCUUUUAAAGGGAUGGAAAUCUGGUGAUGUGGAAGACAGUACUGUUUUGAGAAAUCUUCACUUGCCAAAAAAUAAUAACCUUUAUGUCCUCACCCCCGAGUUACAACCUCCUUCUCUUUCAAGCCAGUCUAGUGCCCUGCAGGAGUCAUUAAAUAAGAACUAUAAGCUGAUCAUCACACACCGUGAAGUCCAGAGGGAGUACAGCUUGAACUUCGCUGGGAGCUGUACUAUACAGGAGGUAAAAAGAAAUGUAUAUGACCUAACAAGCAUACCAGUACGUCACCAGCUGUGGGAAGGCUGGCCCCAAUCUGCACAAGAUGAUACUAUGAUGCUGGCAUCUUCAGGAAUUGACUAUACAUGUCAGCGCCUCACAGUGUCAAGAAGAACAUCUCCAGUCCAAACCAGAGAACAUUCAGAAGAGCAAUGCACGGAUAUCCAUAUGAUCAGUGACAGUGAUGGAGAUGACUUUGAGGAUGCAACUGAGUUUGGCGUGGAUGAUGGAGAGAUUUUCAGCAUGCCCUCAUCUUCGGCACUUUCAAAGUCACCAAUGAUGCCUGAAAAUGCUGAAAAUGAAGCUGAUGCAUUGCUGCAGUUUACAGCAGAGUUCUCCUCCAGAUAUGGUGACUGCCAUCCUGUGUUUUUCAUUGGGUCGCUAGAAGCUUCAUUCCAGGAGGCCUUUUAUGGGAAAGCAAGAGAUCGGAAGCUCCUUGCUAUCUACCUCCACCAUGAUGAGAGUGUCCUCGCCAACGUCUUUUGUUCCCAGAUGCUCUGUGCAGAAUCUAUUGUCUCAUACCUGAGUCAGAACUUCAUCACUUGGGCCUGGGACAUGACAAAAGAAGCUAAUAGAGCCAGAUUUCUGACACUCUGCACCCGACAUUUUGGAAGUGUGGUAGCACAGACUGUCCGUACACAGCAAACAGAUCAGUUUCCACUUUUCCUCAUUAUCAUGGGCAAACGAUCAUCUAACGAAGUACUGAAUGUCAUUCAAGGGAAUACAUCCGUGGAUGAACUAAUGAUGAGACUGAUCUCGGCAAUGGAAAUAUUCACUGCGCAACAGCAGGAAGACAUAAAGGAUGAAGAUGAACGGGAGGCACGAGAAAAUGUAAAGCGAGAGCAGGAUGAAGCUUAUCGUGUGUCUUUAGAAGCCGACAGAGCAAAAAGAGAAGCUCAGGAAAGAGAAAUUGCUGAACAAUACCGUUUGGAACAAAUCCGAAAAGAACAGGAGGAAGAGAGAGAGGCAAUUCGGCUUUCUUUGGAACAGUCUCUGCCUCCAGAACCCCUUGAAGAAAGUGAACCCUUAAGCAAGCUCCGCAUCAGAACCCCAAGCGGGGAGUUCCUCGAGAGGCGCUUCCUGGGAUCUAGCCCUCUGCAAGUUGUUCUUGACUUUGUAGCAUCCAAAGGGUAUCCCUGCCAUGAGUUCAAGCUGAUCAGCACAUUUCCUAGGAGAGAUAUAACACAAUUGGAUACGAACAGAUCCCUCCUAGAUCUUAAGCUGUAUCCUCAGGAAACACUAUUUCUGGAAGCCAAGGAAUAAGUGGCCGCAGAGAAGACUAUGAGAGCAUCAUUUGAGGCUAUGAUUUUACUGACACCACCCCUCUCGCCAUGUGCACCUGUACCACCUGAAAGAAAGAGACCCCACAGUGCCCAUUACGUGGGUUAUCAGCCUGAACAGGAGAUCAUCCCAAUAAGAACGUUGAAUUUCACAUUACCAGUCAUCCAGCUUCUGCUCAAAUAAAUUUACUCUUACACCAAAGGGCAUCUUGUGUUUGUAGCUGGGGACAUUUCCCAUACUGCCCUGUAUAAUGAUGUGGAGUAUCACAUUGUCUCAUAGCUUACAGACAGAAAAAAUAGACAGCUUAACGCAUGUUUCACGUGUGACAUUGCAGGCUGGUAUCCCUCACAGCAGAAAGUUACAGUGGGGGAUUGCAAUGCUUUCAGCAAUAUGGGGCUUUCCUUCAUUGUAAGUGUCUGAUAACUUAAAUGAGAGAGAGAGGCCAUUGUGUAGUCUUGCUAUAAACAGAACACAAUAUAAAUUCCCUGUUCAUCAGGGCAGUCUUAUCCCACUAUUGCUUGUCCAGGCAAUAGCAAUAUAUUUUGCGCAAUGGUAAAAUCUAACAAAUUACCCUCUUACGAACAGACAGUUGGACAAACUUUGCCACCAUUACCAAAUGGGGCCUUAGGAUUCCCAUGAUACUCUGCAUCAGUAUAACUUGGCAGUUUCUUCUAGAGAUUAAUUGAACGCCUGGGAUGCCAAAGUAGCCAUCUCCAGGGCUGGUGGCAAGGCAGGAAGGCUGUAAAUCAGGGAUGUCCAAAUGUCAACCCUCCAGUUCUUGAUGAACCUUUCAGCACCCACUGUCAGCUUCCAGCUGUUAGCGAUCACUGAAUGUUGUAUUUGAGGGCCACGCAUUGGACAUCACUGACACCUACUGAAAAUCUCAGUUGCUACAAAAUGUCAAUUAUGCUUUCUAAAACUUGUUCCUCAUGGAGACCCAUUGGUACUGUGGCCCAGAGCAAAUGCUCUCUUAUCUGUCCUACACUAAAACCAGCCCUGCCCAUCAUCUUACAUGUUGCUGCCAACUUACUGCAAAAUGUGUGGAAGUUCCCAGUGUACCAGCAUGUGUCCAGACAUGCGAUUUUGCCCUAAUUUCUGGAAACCUUCAGUUUUUAUAUAUGUAUUGUUUUUUUUUUACAGUGUUCUGUAUACUCCAAUAGACACAUAAUGUCUACACAAAAACACAACUAGUAAAUGAAGGCCAAGACCCCAGUCCACUUUCAACAUCAUAAAUAUUUUAAUGGCAGCAGUGUACAGUAUCUAGCAUUCUGCUUCCAAACUUGAGUGCAUAUCAACGAGGUCCCAAACAAUGAGCUAUUUAGCAUGGUUAUAUUAAGCUAUUUACAGUUCUGACUUACCUGGUCUUUGUAUAACUCCAUUGGUUUUAUCUGGUUGAGGCGUGCUCCAUCAGUGGUCUUUGUGCAUGUGAGUGUGCAUCAAGACAUGCACGCGUACAGACAGCAGUACUUCUUCAUUCUGAAGAACAAAUUCAUUUGACCUUAAUAGGGACGCUGUGUAAGUUGAUGUUUCAGAUGUAAAAGGAGCCUAUAAGUGGUUCCUGUGGAAACUUGUCAAUUUCAAAGCAUAAUCUUAUUUCCAAAUAAAGAAGUGCUGGUGUGUUUUGUACUGCA